CUUCAGUACAACUCAAUGCUGCGCUACGGGAAAACAAAAGUGAAUAAAGAUAGUGAGCAGUCGUGACGUAUAUGCCCCGGCAAGAAUUUGCGUCGUCUUCGGCGCAUUCGAGCACACACCCGCACGCACUCCGUAGCAUGUCGUCUGCGCCGUGAGGCCCGUCUCGCGAGCGAUAUAGUUUAUAGCCGUGCAUGCUUAUGCCGCGAUAGAUCAUUGAGGGCGCGUACCACUCCUCUGCACGUAGAUAGCUUCGUUAGUUCUAACCAAUUCCUAGCCCCGCUCCUUGCGAACCGGCGUGCCACCGUCCGUAAACAAGGCCGAGCCUGCGCAUCGCCCAGGUGGGAUCAAGGUGUGCGUGUUGUGGUGCAAUAACCAUCAGGCGUGCCUAUCAAAGAGGUGUGGCCCCGAAGCGAGCUCCGCAAAACCUCCCUCGCGAGGAGCCUGUGAUUCGAGUGUGCAACUAAGCGGCCGCAGCGUCGAGUCAUGGAAUCGUCGGCCCCGGCCCAAGAGGCGUCCUCCCACGGAUCGGACGCCGAGACGCUCCUCCCGGGACGGGACUCCCAGGAACAGCGUCCCCCGACUCCCCCGGUGCCGCUGGAGAGGCCCGCCUCGAAGCCGCCGGAGCCGGCGAAGCAGGCUCGCGAAAUACUGCGAACCACGCUGGGAUCGCUGGUGUACAAGUUUGCCAAGGGGAUCCUGAUCGCGGGGAGCCUCUACCUUAUGGGCUGGCUGAACCUGAGCCCGGCCUGGCUUCUCAUAGGGGUGGGCUCCUACGUCGCGCAGAAGAACUACAUCGAGCAGAAGCGGAUCCGCAGCGGCAUCACCAGCGCCGACCAGGAGAAGGCCAGCAUCCUGGCCACGAUCGAGGACCUGCCCGCAUGGGUGUUCUUCCCUGAUACAGAGAGAGCUGAGUGGGUCAAUAAGAUCCUGUGCCAGUUCUGGCCAUUUGUAGGGGACUACGUCAAGGACCUCAUUCUCGAGACCAUUGAACCGAGCGUGCGCUCCUCGCUGCCCGCAUACCUGAGCAGCUUCAAGUUCGAGAAGAUUGAUCUGGGCGACGUGCCUCCCAGGAUUGGAGGAGUGAAAGUGUACAAGGAGAAUGUGUCGAGAAAUGAGGUCAUCAUGGACAUGGAGCUGUUCUAUUCUGGUGACUGCAAGUUUACGAUCAAAGUGAAAGGCUUCAAGGCUGGCAUUCGAGAUCUUCAGAUACACGGCAAUGUACGGGUGGUGAUGCGGCCCCUCACCAAGCAGAUUCCCCUGGUCGGCGGCGUGACUGUGUUUUUCCUCAGACCUCCCGCCAUUGAUUUCACCCUGACCAACCUGGGACAAGUAUUGGAAGUUCCAGGGCUAAAUGACCUGUUGAAGAAGGCCGUCUCCGACCAAGUGGCGGCCAUGAUGGUGCUGCCAAACAAGUAUUCAGUCAAGCUUCAGGAGAACGUCUCAACCCAGACACUGCGGUACUCUCUGCCCUGCGGUGUCCUUCGGAUUGAAGUCGUGGCAGCUAAGGACUUAGUCAAGGCAGACAUCGGUAUGCUAGGCCUGGGAAAAUCGGAUCCUUAUGCCAUCAUCACUGUUGGUGCCCACGAGUUCCGGACACAGGUCAUCCCCAACACCGUGAACCCCAAGUGGAACUACUACUGCGAGGUUGUCAUCUACCAAAUUCCUGGUGCCACCUUGGACAUUGAGGUGAUGGAUGAGGACCAGAGUAGCAAAGACGACUUCCUGGGCAGGGUGUCUGUUGCUGUUAGUGAUAUUGAAAGCCAGGGCCAAGCAGACAUGUGGCUGACCCUGGAUGACACGAAGUCGGGCAAGAUCCGCCUGCGGACCUCCUGGCUCAGUCUGUCCACAAACACGGACGACCUGGCUCUGCAAUUGGAAGAAAUCAGGGCCAUCUCCACCAAGACAGUGCUGUCGUCAGCUGUGCUCAUUGUAUUCCUUGACUCCGCAAAGCACCUUCCGAGUGUCAAUUUGAUCCCUCAGACUACCACAUUUCCAAGGAAUCGGUUUGCCAAGACUCGCAAUGCGACCAAGGCGGCCGGCGAGCCCAGUCCCCAGGUGCACCUGGUGGUGGGCCAGCAGGAGCGCUGGAGCUCCAUCAAGCACAGCACCAAUGACCCUGUCUGGGAGGAGAUCUUCUACCUGCUCCUCAGCAACCCGGAAGUCCAGGAGAUGGAGGUCAAGGUGAUGGACAACAAGUGCGGGCAGGUGUUGGGCCACUUGAGUUUCCGGCUGUCGCGCCUCCUGAAGGAAGAAGGGCUGAAGAUAGACGAACCGCUCAUCCUGCUGGGGACGGGACACCAGGCAAAGCUGCUGAUCACGCUGCAGCUGCGCAUCCUCUGCAGCAACAAGCGCAGAACGUCAACCUCAGGCUCCCUGUCCCGGGUAAGCCGGGGCAGCAUGCGAGUUUCGGAGCACGAAGAUGUCACCCCUUCACACAGGCCUUCCGUCGACGAGCGGACCAGUCCACCGUCUCCACGCAAGACGCUGCCACCUCAGGUUCCCUCGCUGGACGAAGUGGUGCACUCUACAGUGUCGCCCAUCCUAGACAGCAUGGCCAUGGGGGAAGGACCGCUCGAAGCCAGCCACAGGGACCCACAGAGGGAGGUGCUGGGAGACCCAGGAGCUGGCAAGCUUCAGCUGACGCUCCGAUACAGCGCCCAGAGAAGCCGCAUGGUGGUCGUUGUCCACCGAGCUGUAAACUUGGUCCACAAGGAGGGUGACGACCUGCCGGACCCUUACGUCAAGCUGCAGCUGCUGCCCGACCGAUCAAAGGACAGCAAGCGCAAGACUCAGAUCUGCCGGAACACCUGCAACCCCGUCUUUGACGAGUCGAUGGAAUUUGAGGCAGCACUGUCAGACCUGGAAGGCAGCACCCUUCAAGUGCUCGUCAACUCCAAGAGUGGCUCGUCCAUGUUUUCCCGUGGCAAGACACUGGGCCGCACGCAGGUCAGCCUGGCCAACCUGGACCUCACCAAGGCACACACCGACUGGUACGAGCUGGAGCCGGAUACCUAGGCUGACUUUUACCCAGAUUGUGAGACGAGCUCAUUCGUCCUGAAAACAUCGUGCAGGGAUCUACGACAGACUGAGAGUCCGUUGCAAAAGAAAACUGCGUUGUUUGUUAUCUCUGUUUUUUAGUGUCCUUUUUGUUUGCACUUAGCGAUAGUGUUUACGAGCAGAAAGGGAUUUUGGGUGACGCCGUGGUGGUGCAUUGUGUUACACGUGCAUGUCACCUAAGCCUACUAUGUAGAGUAGUAUACUUUAAGGAUUUGCCUUGUGACUUUCAGAAGAAUAAUAGGCUGAUGUGAGAACUUAGUUAGUCAUCACUUAGGGACUGCAGAAGCGAUUACGGAAAUUUGGAAUGACGCUUGUACAUAACACUUGGCCUCUAAUGCUCACUGUGAAGGUUUAGGCUGUGUGACUUGACUGGCUAAUGGCUUUAUAAAUGUCUUUCAUUGAGGUACAAAAUUGAGCGUUUUUGAAAAUUUUACAUUUUACGGAUAUAUGUGCAACCACAUAAAUGAAACUUAAGGGACACAUGGAGCGUGUAUUUGCUUCUUUUUGUUGUUCUUGUUUGUUUUUUCUUCUUGUUGUUGUCUGUUUCACCUCGAGUAUAAGAGGAUCUUUUGGAAGGCGCACAGUGCAUUGUGGACUGUACAAAAGUUGUGCAGUCGGAAAGUGACGUCCACCAAUUGUGCCAUUACCUGUGAAUUCAUGUUGUUCAUAAUGCUCUUCCGGCAUCUGUUUCUUUUAAUUGCACGCCUACUUAGUGCUGAAAAAAAUUCCAUAGAAAGAAAGCCCUUCAAUUUUUCAAUUUCUUUAAUAUUUGGCUUACAUUAGCCACAUUAUUUUAAGCCAUUGUUGUACUUAUUGUCACAUGUGUUUCAACACUGAGACCUUGUUAACGACAUGACCUUGUGGCUUUAUGGGAAAAAAAGCAAGAUUCAUUAUGCGACUUUUAAUUUGUUGCAUGCAGCUACCAUUGCAAAUUUUAUGCUGAUGCCUACGCUGAAGGGCAGGACUCUACUGCAAUUUUAUCUUAUCUCUUGCUAGUGUGAAAUGAUUACAGAGUGUUGAAAGGCGUAUACUGAGGAUGUUUUGAAUUAAUGUGCUAUAUUGCCGUGUGUGCAAUUUUAGUUGUCAUGUACUUCAUAAAGAGCACACUUUGUAUGUUUCAAGAUGCUAAAUGAUUUGGACACAAAGCUGCGAAUAUUGCAGUGCAUUGUGCGCUAUCUUGACCAUGCCCUGGUGUAAUUGAAUGCUUUCCAACAAUGAAAUUUUCCUAUUACAAGGAGACAAUACCAAAUGGCAAUGAAAAGGACACGGUAAAAAGGUUUGAAGGAAGAAGGUUCAAGCUUUUGCAUAAAAACCUUGUUCACUACAGCAAACAAAAUGGUAUUUUAUACCUUACUUCGUUUUUCGAGCUAAGUUGUACUGUAGUAUGCCGAUUAUUGUAUUUGCUCAUAUCUAAGCACCGCCUCCCCCUCCUUUUCUUUUUCUAUGACCUAGCGAACAUAGUGAGGCCUAAUUGAGGUUGCAGUACAAGUAGUAAACUGAUAAUUCAGUUGUAGUUGAAUAUUUGAAGAAAUUAUACUCACAUAAAUUAGUACUUCCUCUUGAAGCAGCUGUUAUAUUUUUAUUAAAUUUCUAAAGUGUUCGCACAGCCCUAGUCCUGAGAGAUUGAGUGUAGGUUUAGGAAGGGUGCUUGCAUUAGAGAAAAUACGAUAGUCCUGUCGUGUGUGCUUUUUAUCUGUAAUCAAGGUAUUUUUCUGCGGUUACAUUUUUUUAAUGCUUUGUUUAUUCUUGCAUUGAUUAUUUACAUUAUCCUAUUUUCUCUUUCUCAUAAAUGCUCUCCCCGCACCAACUGAACGUGGUUGGCAAAAAAGGCUACCACUUUUGUAUUCACACCAUCAAAAAAACUCUUGCGGGUUUUUAUGUACUGUCAUAUUCUGCCGACGCAGUUGCUACUUUUAUCUUGCUUUCAAGGAGCACGUCUGCUUCUGUUAAUGCUAUAUGCUGGCAUUUUUUCUAGUCAUUUGUUAACAUUUAUUGUUCUGCUCCUGCUUGUGCUACACUUGUUGUCUAACACCCAAGUGAUCCCAGGUGAGAUCGAAAUAAACAAAAGUGCGCAGAAUGAGCUGUUUUUGCUUUUGAAGUGAGCUGUGCAUGUUGUAUGUGUUCUGUCUUUGAAAAAAAAAAAACACUGCCUUUCUUUAUUUUCUGUUUUGUUUGAUGGGCUGUGCUAAGUAGACGCUCCACCCUACUGGUCCAAUUUGUAGAUGAUUGAGUGAUUUAAAUACAUGCAGUGUUUCAAUCGCAUUUUUUUUUUUGAUUAUCUGGAGAAAGGUGCUGUGUUGUAGGCAUGAAAAAUUGCUGCUUGCAGCUUUCCUCUUGCCACAUGCCUAUGGCAUCCAUCUUGGGGGUGGGCAGAAUGGUUGCUUCUUACCAGCUAGUUGCAGAAAACCACCCAGACAACUCUUGAUUACUUCUUGAAGCACAAAGGAUAGCAAAGUCUGCAUACUAGCCAUUUGGGACUCUUAAAAGAAUUAACCAUGCCAUAUGAGGACUGUUUAAAAUUACCUUGCCUUUCGGAAUAAUCUGUGUGCUGUGGAGUAUACCAAAUGUUCUGAGGCAGACUAGCACCCCCCAUUUAACACCAGGGGCAGUCAUUGACCCCCCCACCAUGUGCACUCCUUAGUACUGCUUUGCCAUGUGGAAUACGUGAAUGUGGUAAAGUAUGCGACAGCCUUUUGAACGAGGAAUUUGAGAAAAAACUGUGGUAUCCCUUAAACGGAAUGAAACCAACCUACUGCUAUGUCUCCAGUGCGACCCUGUUUUACCAAGCAACCCGUUUCCCGAAGGUGACGCGACUGUACCAUGCAUGCAGUGCUUUGCAGUAAGGAGCUGUUUAUGGUUUGUGAUGUUAACUUUUCUCCUCCGUGCAUGCGUUGUGCAUGAGGCCACCGCUGAGAGAACAGAGAAGCGCUGCAGAGACGAGGUUGUGAGGGACUUUGCAGGGCGUGUGCAGCGCAUUUGUGUGGACAGAUUCGUCACGAGUAGCACUACGGUAGCACGCAUUUGCAUCGGCAGACGGCAUGCGUGAUCACUCAGUGCACGGCGCAUGUGCAUCAUGCCAGUAUGUAGAGGCAGAAUAGGAACAACAAGAGUUAUUUGGGCAUGUUGUUACAUGGCAAAAUAAGUGUCAGCAGUGCCAAACUGUGCAAGAAGGGCAAUGCACACUGAUGCUCGUGUGUGGCCUUUUUAAUUAUCCUUGUCUCAUUUAGCACUGCUGAUACUUGUUAUGGUAGAGUAGGAAAACUAUGGAGUCUUGCUUUUUUGUUUAAAGCAAGUGCAGUCACUACUUUUCUAGCAAGGGUCAUUGGACACGGAUUCUGCGCUGAUCACUUUCGGUGAUGGCGUAGCCUCGGCAAUAGUGCUGCCACCAGGCAUGCGCUUCAUUGGCUGCUCGAGCAAAAUUGGAUGACGUAGUGCUUAACCAGCCAAUCACCAUGACUGAUGGACAAGGCAUGGCCAAGGCGGUAGUAUCGCCGAAGUGGAUUGUCACAGAAUAUGUCCCCUGCUGCCUCUGCAGAAAAGAGUGUUCACAGCUAUGAUGUGAUCACGUCGCCAAGAAAAGCUGUGCUCAAUGAUGUUGCGGCACAGAAUGGGAACAAUGCUGCACAGUAAGAAACUGACUUCAUUUUCAGUUUUCCUUGCAGCUCAAGAAUUUCUUUGAGCAACUGGGAAGGUAUUUCAAGCCAUUACGUAAACAGUGUGAAAAGAGAGAGUUGUCAGUAAGUGUGUAUGGAUCAGGAAGACAAUGAUACCAAGAAACAAUGCUGGAGGCACCAAUAUUCUGUACUAUGUACGCGAAAGACCAAUGCCCCUUCUCCUCCCCCCCCCCCCCAAAAGAAAAGAAAAGAUGCUGUAGUGCGAGUGCAGAAAGCCAAGACAAGACGAGGCAAGAGUAUAACUGCACAAAACAACUUAAGUCUUGCCAUGCAUUACGUAACAGUGGCUAUAAAGUGCGACAUGUUUUAUCUCCUUGGUUCUACAAAGACAAAGGAGAACAUAACAUCCCAUGUUGCACAUUAUGUGGUGUCUACUGCAGUGCCAUAGUAGUAUGUAUUAGACAGUUCUCGCUGAUGGCUAUCAUCCCCGAAGCCAUGUUUGCCUAACACCUACAUGCUGACUGUGCCUACACUUUUUCUUACACCGCACUCUUGUUCGCGAUCAUGCGGUCACUGCCCUUCCGUAUGAUGUCAUGCCUGCCAUAUUGCCUGCCCUCGCAUUGCUGUUAUCGUUGCUUCAGAGGGAGAGCCAUUUCUGUUCUGGGUCAAAAGACGACAGAGUUUGAUGUUAGCAGGGGAGUACCUUUCUCUCCAGAUGUUCACAAUAAGCAUGGUGGGCGAUGCCUGGCAGUGGCUGCUGAUGGAUUCUAGAUGGCGUGCCCACGCAUCACUUAACAGAUAUGCAGAUCUGUGCGCAUUGCCUUUAAUGAUGGGCUGUUGGUAAGUGCCUUUGUUUUGCCGGGUGUGCACUUUGCCUGAGGGCACUGUCUCACUGCACCGCAUGGCGAAGGGUGUUAUCAUCCUAUACACAUCGUCCCAUAGCAACACGCUGCAAUGGGACUGCAUGCACCCGCAUGCUGAGUGCAUACCUGAUUGAACGAGAGACACUCAUCAACGUCGACACUUGAUGAAAAGCAAUCCACACAGCUUUGCAUGCAUGGUAGGCCACGCAUGCUCCUAGGCACACGAGUAAACCCAGCAGUUGUUGCCACGUGUCGUCCGGGUACACCAAAAGGGGCCGCUUUACUCAGCAGUGAAUGGCACUGUACUUGUAGACCAUUGUCAUUGCAACCUAUUAACCUCUCAUUGUGUGAGGUCAAUACUGCAAAAAGUUCCUGGUGCAUGCCAGCUGAAAGCGGCCCAACUUCCUUAGCUCUCAGUGAACACCCUCGCAAAUUUACAGUUCCACAAACAAAUUGCAGCUCCACAAACAGCUUUGAGCGCAAGCUAAAGAACUCCAGCUGGCAAAUUUUAUCUACAGCACUCAACUAUGCAGUCUGUCAUAGCCGGUGUUUUACUGCUAUGUUGAACCUCAGCAAUCAACAAGGUACGCUGAGAAUUCAAAAUUGAUGGAUGUUUCCCACCUGCUACGUGUGUUACUUUAAGCAAAUUGGAGAAAGCACGGGCAAGUCAUUGGGAAAUGUGCUUCAGGACGUGAAGCGUAAUUGAUGCUAGUGACACUGAGAGAUCAUCAUGCACAUUUACAUGAUUUGAUGGCUCAGGUUUUGUAUGCGGUAUUUGGGUAUAAUGUUUCAUGUGUGGUUCUACAAGGCAAUGUAUUUGAAAUGUUGCGAAUGUUCAAGUUUUCUUCUCUUGUUACGGGCCGACGACUGUGAGCCCUCGACAUUUGUGCCACACUGGUGCUUCAACAAAAACUGCACAUUGGAGCAUCUGUCUUAAGCCUGUCAGUUGAAGCUCAUUGGUUUGUGCUUGACAAUGUACAAGCAUCACAUUAUUUUGCGUUUCUACAGUGGCUUGAUCGCAACUGUGUGAAUGCUAUUGCACAAUCAAAAGAUGGGUUCGUUGUAAUCUCCAAGUGGAUGAUACCAGUCGACAUUGUUGUUGCUGUGCUGUUGUUUGCCAGCAUUUUGCAAGGCAAGCUUAUAUGAUUGAUUUUAUGGGCAAACUUGGUCUCAAAGUGCUUUCCAAUAAAGAAAAUUUCAAGAGCA
This is a messenger RNA of Dermacentor albipictus, 8740 nucleotides long. It is a transcript of the gene Esyt2, whose product is annotated as extended synaptotagmin-like protein 2. Gene Ontology annotation, molecular function: phosphatidylinositol binding; calcium-dependent phospholipid binding; phosphatidylethanolamine binding. The record is from RefSeq and is a predicted model, not a curated record. Gene Ontology annotation, cellular component: extrinsic component of cytoplasmic side of plasma membrane; endoplasmic reticulum membrane. Gene Ontology annotation, biological process: lipid transport. NCBI's taxonomy places the organism in Eukaryota, Metazoa, Arthropoda, Arachnida, Ixodida, Ixodidae.